This is a messenger RNA of Alternaria arborescens, 753 nucleotides long. RefSeq lists its product as hypothetical. Gene Ontology annotation, cellular component: extracellular region. The transcript has 3 exons. The record is from RefSeq and is a predicted model, not a curated record. Lineage: Eukaryota; Fungi; Ascomycota; Dothideomycetes; Pleosporales; Pleosporaceae. Gene Ontology annotation, biological process: carbohydrate catabolic process. Gene Ontology annotation, molecular function: cutinase activity. The coding region runs from base 1 to 753 and encodes 250 amino acids.
AUGAAGACUAGCGCUCGUUCCCUCCUCGCUCUUGCUGCCCUUCUCACCACCGCCCUUGCUGCGCCGACACCAGCAAACGGAGUGAGCUUCCCUAUCACCGACCUCCUCGACAAGGACCUUACUGUCGAGGAGUAUGCGGCACAGCUUGAGAACCAGAGCGUUGAAGAGCGUGGCCUUACCAAGCGCCAGUACAAUGGUGACACUUACAACCAACUGACCGAUGGUACUGCAUGCCGUCCGAUUACCGUCAUUUACGCUCGUGGCACCACCCAAGCCGGCAACGUUGGCGAGGCUGGCUCAGAAGGUCCGACUUUCUUCAAUGCUCUGGCUUCUCGUGUUGGAGGAAUCAGCCGCUUGGCCAUCCAGGGUGUGAAUUAUCCAGCUAACGUCCUUGGCUUCCUGGCUGGGGGAGAUGCUGCAGGAGCUACGACUAUGUUCAACUUGAUCAACCAAGCUGCCACUCGUUGCCCUUCAACCAAGAUCGUUGUCUCCGGAUACUCUCAGGGCGCACAGCUUGUACACACUGCUACCCAGAGGCUAUCAGCUGCCCAAGCCGCGCGUGUCACCGCUGUUGUAACAUUCGGCGAUGCCGACCGUGACGAGACCUUUGGCCCUGUUGCCGCAAACAAGGUUCUCAUCAUCUGCCAUGAGGGUGAUAACAUUUGCGACAACGGUAUUAUCAUCACCCCCGAGCACAGGAACUACGAGAUCGAUGCUCCUACGGCUGCGGCUUUCGUUGCCGCACGUGUUUGA